Molecule: messenger RNA, 9890 nt
Organism: Pelodiscus sinensis (Chinese soft-shelled turtle)
Lineage: Eukaryota; Metazoa; Chordata; Testudines; Trionychidae
Source: RefSeq, a predicted model, not a curated record
CUCCCGUUGCCGCUGGUAUCCAGGGAACCUUCCUCCUUCUCCAGGAGAUACACGCUGGUUGUUGCUAAGGUCGCUUCCACGGUAACAUGCACAUCCUGUUUAUACCUUUAUCUGGAGAAGUUGGGCUCCACUAGUCACGCCGCCGGCUUCACCUGGGAAGCGGUAGAAGGAAGCACCUGCUUCCUCUUCCCCGUCUCCGGCACCUCCACUAGGAUUCUCUUCUCUCUGCGGAGGCCUUGCCAUCCAGUCCCCUACGGGGCCGUGGAGCUAAGGCUGCAACUGGGAGUUGCCACGGACCGUCUGUGUCCCCCGUGGGACUUUCAGGGGCGGGAGGUGGUCCAAUAGGAGCCGGCGGGUGGUUGUUUUUUUUCCCGUACACGUCUGCUGCGACACCCGCUGCUCUGGCAACAUGACGAACAACGCAGCCGACCACCAUCCCGGGAACUCGGUCACCGAGGGCAGCCAUGAGGGGGAUUUUGGCUGCUCCCUGGUUGACCUGCGGACCCUCAUGGAGCUUCGGAGCACCGAGGCGGUCACCAGGAUCAAUGACACGUACGGGGGCGUGCAGAACAUCUGCAAGAGGCUGAAGACAUCGCCAGUGGAAGGCUUGUCUGGGAACCCCGCGGAUCUGGAGAAGCGGAGGCAGGUCUUCGGCCAGAACUUCAUCCCGCCUAAAAAGGCCAAGACCUUCCUGCAGUUAGUCUGGGAGGCGCUUCAGGACGUCACGCUGAUCAUCUUGGAAAUCGCAGCCAUCAUCUCCCUGGGCCUGUCGUUCUAUCACCCGCCAGGCGGCGACAACGAAUUGUGCGGCCAAACCACGGCGGGCGCGGAGGACGAGGGGGAGGCGCAGGCCGGCUGGAUCGAGGGGGCAGCCAUUCUCUUCUCGGUGAUCAUCGUGGUGCUGGUGACGGCCUUCAACGACUGGAGCAAAGAGAAGCAGUUUCGGGGCCUCCAGAGCCGCAUCGAGCAGGAGCAGAAGUUCACGGUCAUCCGCAAGGGGCAGGUGAUCCAGAUCCCCGUGGCCGAGAUCGUGGUGGGCGACAUCGCGCAGAUCAAAUACGGUGAUCUGCUGCCCUCGGAUGGGAUCCUGAUCCAAGGUAACGAUCUGAAGAUCGACGAGAGCUCUCUGACCGGGGAGUCAGACCAGGUCAAGAAAUCCCUGGAGAAAGACCCCAUGCUGCUAUCAGGUACCCAUGUGAUGGAGGGCUCCGGACGCAUGCUAGUGACAGCCGUGGGCAUCAACUCGCAAACAGGAAUCAUCUUCACUCUUCUGGGGGCGGGAGAAGGUGACGAGGAGAAAAAAGUGAAGAAAGGUAAAAAAGCAGGAGCCCCUGAAAAUCGCAACAAAGCUAAAACUCAGGAUGGCGUGGCCCUGGAGAUCCAGCCCCUGAAGAGCCAGGAAGGGGUGGAGAAUGAGGAGAAGAAGAAGGUGAAGGUCCCAAAGAAGGAGAAAUCGGUGCUGCAGGGGAAGCUGACCCGCCUGGCUGUGCAGAUUGGGAAGGCAGGGUUGAUCAUGUCGGCCAUCACGGUCAUCAUCCUGGUGCUGUACUUUGUGAUCGACACCUUCGGGGUGCAGCGCCGAUCCUGGCUGGCGGAGUGCACCCCCAUCUACAUCCAGUACUUCGUCAAGUUCUUCAUCAUCGGCGUCACCGUGCUGGUGGUGGCCGUGCCGGAGGGCUUGCCGCUGGCUGUCACCAUCUCCUUGGCCUACUCCGUCAAGAAAAUGAUGAAGGACAACAACCUGGUGAGGCACCUGGAUGCCUGCGAGACCAUGGGCAACGCUACGGCCAUCUGCUCGGACAAGACGGGCACGCUCACCAUGAACCGCAUGACCGUGGUGCAGGCCUACAUGGGCGACACCCACUACCGGCAGAUCCCCGACCCCGAAGCCAUCCUGCCCAAGGUCUUGAACCUCAUUGUCAACAGCGUCGCCAUCAACUCUGCCUACACGUCGAAGAUCCUGCCCCCAGAAAAGGAAGGGGGCCUCCCACGGCAAGUGGGGAACAAGACGGAGUGCGCCCUGCUGGGCUUCGUCCUGGAUUUGAAGCAAGACUACCAGGCGGUGCGGAACGAGGUGCCCGAGGAGAAGCUCUACAAGGUCUACACCUUCAACUCGGUGCGCAAAUCCAUGAGCACGGUGCUGCAGAACCCGGACGGCAGCUUCCGCAUGUACAGCAAGGGGGCCUCCGAGAUCAUCCUACGCAAGUGCACAAAGAUCCUGGACAAGAAUGGGGACCUGCGGGCGUUCAAGGUGAAGGACCGGGACGAGAUGGUAAAGAAGGUGAUUGAACCGAUGGCCUGCCAAGGACUGCGCACCAUCUGCCUGGCCUUCCGCGACUUCCCCGCUGACGCCGAGCCCGACUGGGACAGCGAGAACGAGAUCCUGUCUGACCUGACCUGUAUCACCGUGGUCGGCAUAGAGGAUCCUGUCCGGCCAGAGGUGCCCGAGGCUAUCACGAAGUGCCAGCGUGCCGGCAUCACCGUCCGCAUGGUGACAGGUGACAACAUCAACACCGCCCGCGCCAUCGCGACCAAGUGCGGCAUCCUGCUGCCUGGGGAAGACUUCCUGUGCCUGGAGGGCAAGGAGUUCAACCGGCUCAUCCGGAACGAGAAGGGGGAGGUGGAGCAAGAGCAGCUGGAUAAAAUCUGGCCCAAGCUGCGAGUCCUGGCCCGUUCCUCCCCCACGGAUAAGCAUACCCUUGUGAAAGGAAUUAUUGACAGCACCGUUGGAGAGCAGAGGCAGGUGGUGGCUGUGACUGGGGACGGAACCAAUGAUGGCCCAGCCUUGAAGAAAGCUGAUGUCGGAUUCGCUAUGGGCAUCGCGGGCACCGACGUGGCUAAAGAGGCUUCCGACAUCAUCCUGACGGACGACAACUUCACCAGCAUCGUCAAGGCAGUGAUGUGGGGCCGCAACGUCUAUGACAGCAUCUCCAAGUUCCUGCAGUUCCAGCUGACCGUCAACGUGGUGGCCGUCAUCGUGGCUUUCACAGGAGCCUGCAUCACACAGGACUCUCCUCUGAAGGCCGUCCAGAUGCUGUGGGUGAACUUGAUCAUGGACACCUUUGCCUCCUUAGCCCUGGCCACUGAGCCCCCCUCGGAGUCCUUGCUGCUGCGCCGGCCGUACGGCCGCAACAAGCCCCUCAUCUCCCGCACCAUGAUGAAGAACAUUCUUGGGCACGCGGUGUACCAGCUCACCAUCAUCUUCACACUGCUCUUUGCAGGCGAGAAGUUCUUUGACAUCGACAGCGGCCGGAACACGCCGCUCCACUCCCCGCCCUCCGAGCACUACACCAUCGUCUUCAACACCUUCGUCAUGAUGCAGCUGUUCAACGAGAUCAACGCGCGCAAGAUCCACGGCGAGCGGAACGUCUUCGAGUCCAUCUUCCGGAAUCCCAUCUUCUGCACCGUGGUGCUGGGCACCUUCGCCUCGCAGAUCCUCAUUGUGGAGUUUGGUGGGAAGCCAUUCAGCUGCUCGGGGCUCACUUUGAGCCAGUGGUUCUGGUGUAUCUUCAUUGGGGUCGGAGAGCUGCUUUGGGGCCAGCUCAUCUGCACUGUCCCGACCAGCCAGCUGAAGUUCCUGAAGGAAGCCGGACACGGCAUCACCAAGGAGGAUAUUCCGGAGGAGGAGCUGCCGGAGGACAUGGAUGAGAUUGACCAUGCCGAGAUGGAGCUCCGGCGGGGGCAGAUCCUCUGGUUCCGGGGCCUCAACAGGAUACAGACGCAGAUGGACGUAGUUUACACAUUCCAGACCGGCGCCUCCUCUUUACAGGGAGCCCUCAGGAGACAGCCUUCCAUCGUGAGCCAACACCACGAUGUAAAAAAUGUUUCUAGCCCAACCCAUGUAGCUCUUUCCUCCGUCAAUUCCACUCCUACCACUUCUGCUGCUGCUGCUGCUGCUGCAUCUCCUACUGCGGGCAAUCAAAGUGGUGAAUGCGUUCCGUAGCUCUCUCUAUGAAGGCCUCAAGAAACCCGAAUCCAGAAGCUCCAUUCAUAACUUCAUGACUCAUCCAGAGUUCAUCCUGGAGGAAGAUGAGCCUCGAACCCCCUUCCUCGACAGCGCAGAAGAAGACUCCAAGACUGACGGACUCAAAAACCAAGGUGGGGGUAGCCCAGGUGAAUCCCUCUCCCUCAACCAAAAUAACAAUGCGGUGGACAGCAAUCUAGCCGAGGACACCGUCCCGGAGUCUGAAACCCCCUUAGACAGCUUGGAAUCAUCGGUUUGACCUUUGAACUUUGACCCCUCCCCUUCACGUCCUUCACCUCAAGUCCCGUGUGAUAUCAGCACCGAUAACUGAUAUCGCAGAGCGGUCACUUCAUGUCAACUGCUCAUAUGUAUACUAUUUUGUUCUCCUUUUUAUGAUUUAGUGGCAGGAACCAGAGUACCGUGGGUUGGGGAGAGGAGAGGGAGCAAUUUGUAGUAGGUACUCACCCAGGUGGGAAACAGUCAAGUUGCUAUUUCUUCUCCUUGAGUCGGGUUCCGUGUGUCCAUAGGAUUUUUUUUUUUCCAUUUUGAAAAAUGCAUGUUCAAAGAAAAGGUUCAGAUUAUCUUAAAUAGUCUUACACAAAGGCUCUCCAUCUGCGGGUGUAUGUGGAGUGACUUGGGGAGUCUUUUUUGUUUGUGGGAUUUGACCCCUGAUAAUGUCACACAAGGAGGGAGGACGGGAGAUUUAAAAACUGAACAGGGUGAAAAAAUUGAGUUGUGUUAAAGAGAAGGAAAGGAAGGAAAAAACAAAGAGGUAUGAUCUGCGGAGACUCUGAUGGUUAAAGCGUGCUAACCAGUCUUCCACCUUGAAAAACAUGGUACCUAACCUUUACUAUUUUUCUGUCUUCACAUUUGUCUCUCCCUCUGUUUCCAACAUGCUAACUGUGAUUAAAAACAAAGGAGGCGAGUGAUUUAAGAGUCUUAAAUAUGUUGGCUAAGAUGUGAUUUGGAAAAGACCCUGCUUUGUUACAAAGCCCCGCAAGAGAGGUUGCCGCACAGCUAGGGUGGUUCUCCAAGCACUGCCAUGACUGGAAAUACUAAGUCUUACUUUCUGUGGAUUUCUUUUUUAAAUGCACCUUUUUGCUCUUGAACUGUUGUGCUGUCCGUCGGCAAGAUUUUGAUGGUCCGCGAGAGUCGUGCUGCAUUGAAUAGCAGGUCGUUUCUGAACCACGUUGGUGAAGCAGAGGUGGUUUUGUGCGUUUUUUUUAUGCUGCCAAAUUAAAUAUUCCUCGGCCCCUGGAGCCGAGCAAUCAGCAGCUAAGGUUCAUCCCAAAGAACAUGCCAUGUGUGUACUGCAGAGCCUGGACAUCCUUCGCAAAGUAGUGGCAAUGUCUGGAUGGGAACCACGGGCCGGCUGCUGGUGAAACAGCUGGGGCAACUUAAGGCUACCUAUCCCUGCUGGGUUCUUAGGACAGAGAAAAGAGAAACGGCAGGAGGGGAGGUCAUAUUUGCAGAGGCCGUAUGUGCACAAUCCCAUCAAUGUACAUACCAGUCUCAUGAUGGAAUUGUCCUGUCUGUGUGUUUCUAGGGUUGGAUGAAGCUGUUGGCAAAUAGCCAUUCUCCUGUAACAUGGCUGUCUUAUUCCUGGGAGGCUUCAUGAGAACUUCAAAGGAGGCCGAUAGCUAGGUUUUGCCCCACUCUCCAUUCUUACAAAGGUUCCCUCUCCACGUUAGACCCAAAGUUGCCUGCCAUCUUGCUGAGAUCUUGUGGCACCUACAAACAGAUGCAAGAAAUGAUAAUCCGUGAAGCUAAGGUCGUAGCCAAUGUGACUUACUCUGGAGAAAUCCGUUCCAGGUGUCCUUUGCUAAUUAUUGUUGUCUCUCUUUUGUCUUUUUUGUUUUAAGUUUGUCCCCUGACGUUUAGGCUGUGGCAGGGUGAGAAGUCUGGGCUUCAGCUUUUGGUCAUCUGGGAAGCCACUCAGUUGAAAUAGUUUUGAGCAAACUCACGUGUGAAGACAAGAAAGGGCCAAAUCAUGAACCAUGGGAGAUGCCUGCACCUCCUGUUUAUUUCACUGGCUCCUUUUCUGCCUCUCUUUGGCCCUAGGUUGGUGUCACUGAGGCCUGGUCAACACUAGGACCUUAGUCCAAAUUAACCCCCCCAGAGUUGAUUUUGUAAGCAGUGCAUCCACACUACCAAGUCCUUUAUUCUGGGGCCACGGAAUUCAAACUCUGUAGUCCUGCCUUCCAUGAGGAAUAACUCUAGUCCCGAACUUGUAAGUCCAAAAUAACGUUAGUGUGGAUGCUCCGGUGCCGCUAAUUCGAACUAAUUGGCCUCUGAGAGGCCGCCCACAGAGUGCUUCUUGAGGUUCGAGUCUGAGGUAACGCAACCACGUUAACAGAGCCUGCCUCGGACUAUGUUCGAUUCUUCCCCAGAAGAAUCACAGAACUUCUGAGAACACAGAACUUCAGAUUUGUAAAAUAGGGUGCCCAGAAGUCAAAAUUCAAAAUUGUCUCCUAGUGUAGACCUGGCCUCAAAAAUGCUGUAGGUUACCUUCUUCGCCCUCUUCUCCAACACUUACUCAAUUAAAAGCUGGACCUAGAAGCAAAGAGAAUCCAGUUGCAACUAGCUGUAUGAAAGGAUUUAUGACAAGAAUGGGAUGGGGCUACGGUCGGGCCUCCUUCCCAACAAGCAGAAAUGUGUAAGUGGAUGAUGAGGUUUUUUUUAAGAACGCACAGUGAAAACUCCCGUGCCUUGUCCAAGCACUGCCCGAAGCACCGUCUGCCACGUGGAAUUCCGGUACUUUGCCAAGAAAUAAGUGUUCCUUAACAACAACAACAAAGAUUUUUUUUUUUAAACCCAACACUGACUCAUGCCCUGGGGCUGGGUCUCUUCAUUCCAUCCUGUGUUCAGGGUAGACCGAUGAAAGGUCCUUGCAGGGUCUUCUGCUCCAAAGCUGGUAAAGAGGAAGGGAUGGUAGGCUCCACAAACUGCCAAUACUAAGAAGAAAUCACAGCCACUGUGCAUCUUAAUUGCAAAUCAAAGCCCACUCUUUUCAUCCAGGAAAAACCCACCUGCUUCCUUCAUUCCUUUCAUUCUUCAUGUGAGCUAUAGUGUGGGGGGGCAAUAUUAAGGGGAAAAUACAGCUGUUUCUUGGUCUCUUACAUGACCUAUCUGAUGGGAAAGAGAAAAGGAUUUUUGUUUUUCUGUUCUAAAGCUUACAUUGCUUAAAAGAUCAUUUUUCUAUUUUAAAAACUUGCAAAAAAAUACAACAGAUGAAAAUACGGUGUUCUUAAGCGCUUACAUAAAUAUUUAUUAAAUACUUUUGGGGGACACUGAUUUUGUUUCUUUGAUAUUUUUAUUACCUCAGACCUGUUUAAAAAAAAAAAAACUUUGGGGGGAGGCGGGGAAAACUUUGGAGGCGCUUAAAAAGUCACUCCCAGAGUGUCUGCAACUGGGAGGUUACCAUGAGGGUCUGGUCUACCUUUUUAGUCCAUUUAUUUUUUGUUGUUGUCAUUCUAGUUUCAGUCAUAGGAGGGGGGAAAUAAUUAUAUAUAAAUAUUAUGCAAAAAAUAUAGUUUUCUUUAGAUCAGAAACUGAUAUUUUUAAGUCAGCCAUAUGUAUUUUGUUUAAAGGAAAAAAACAAAGCUGUAAGUCAUGUGUCUGCAAUGGAAUGUGAUCACAUGACAGGCAGUUUAAGGUGACAGGUAACUUAAUGAUUGGACAGACUCCAAUCAACUUCCUUUCUCUGAGCAGCCAUCUUUGUACUAAAAGUUAGUUGGAUUACACAGAAAUGUUUUUUAUAUAAAUUUUGUUGGUAUGGCUGGUUGCUUAAAGUAUAAGCAUUUAUUGUGCAUACUUUUUUAUGUCAAAUAUUUUUUUCUAGUUAGUUUCAGUGAUUAAACUGGCAGCAGCUAACUAUGGCUUAAGUUAUUGAGGAAACUUAAAAUGGGGAGGAAAAAGAGAUGUUGCUUUCAGUGGAAAAGGCAUGGUAGCCUAAAUGAAUUUCUUGGAAUUACUUGCAACAUGCCUUGAAAGAUGGAGGGAUUUUUAUUUAAUUUUUUACUGCCAACAGAAUGAGUGGGGGGAGAAUUAAACAGAUAGUGCCAUGUCAGACAGGAAAUGAAGUAAUCUCCUGUGAUACGUGUUAACUUGCCUUGGAAUGCUGUGUUGUUAAAACACUCUAAACAAUUUUGAAUCCAAUUCUGAAUAGUAAGGUCUGUUUUGUUAUGUUAAAUAAAUUGGCAGAUUGGUACCAAAGAUAUUACAUCACUUCCUGUGUGCAUUGGUGAAUAUCCAUUUUUAGGAGUUUUCAUCAUUGGGGGGUACAUUUAUUUGCACAGGGAUCUGACUUUAAUUUUCCAAGGUUUUGUGCAAUAAGUUUUUAAGGGAAAAGUUAAAACAAAACAAGAAAAAAAACUCCAAAAGGAAAAAUACUAAACUGAAUUUUAGCCAUGGGUAGCUGUGAAAAUAAAUGAGCUGGGGGAGAGGAGAAUACAUCCUUUGAUACAUGUUCAGUCUGUCCCUCAUCUCAAAGCUUUCUCUGUGAGGAGCAGGGACAAUUUGUGGCAGGUGUAACUCUGGAUCACACCAGGGAAGAAGCAAUUCCAAGUCCAUUGCAGACUCCCAUGGCCUUCAGUGUGCUCUGGAUUUGGAUCUCUGAGGAAGAGAUCUUCAGAAAGAUCAGUUACUAGAGUGGCUUCUUCCAGCCUUCCACCAGGCAGGGACUAACUUUUUCAACAGUCGAGGCCUUUGCUUUUCAUGUGUCCCCAGUUUCUGCCUUCACAUGUGUUUUGGGCAAAUGGCUUUGGACAGUUGUCUCUGGGAGCUACGGCCCCAAGAGGAGAGGAAGGGUGAUGGUAGGUUCCAUUUGUGCCAGGAGAAAGUCUUGGAUGACUUCAUCUUCUGCUGUCCCACCUCCUUGUGAGUUCACCAAUCGGCUGAGCUAUCCAUCGGGAUCUCCUGAAAUGCACUCUUGAGUGUUUCACUCCCCCCACACAUCUCCCUGCAGUAUCUCUUGCUGAGCGAAGAACAAGCUAACUAUAGCUGAGAAGCAUAUCACUUUGGCCUGAUAUCAUAACUGACCCUAACUCCUUCAGGCUUACCUGGAAUUUAUGGGUCAAAUACAAUACUGCUUUGUAGCUUUUGCUGUCCUGUUAGUGGUUGUCUCUUUCCCCUGUUCCUUGUCAAUAAUUCUGCCCAUCUCAUCUUACUGGCUGUCUUACCUCUUGUGCUUUAUGCCUCUGAUGUCCCUGCUGGCCUCCCCAAAAAGGGGGCUAUGGUUGGGGUGUUGAGUUCAUUAGCCUUUCAGCAAAGUCCAUGGCUAAAACGGCCUUUAGUUUAUUUCCUACCCCGAAAUAAAUAUAUAUACAACUUCAAAAAUAUACACAUUGUGUGUAUAUAUAUUUAUCUGACUUUCUUUUAAAAAAAACAAACACCAAUAAAACCAAAAUAUUUCUUUUGAAAAGAGCACGCAGGUUUGAAUUUGAGUUUCUUUUUUUCAGUAACUAGUAUAAUAAGCACUGGUAUUUUUGUAUUAAAAAAAAGACAAAAUAAAAGACUGAAUAUUAUGUGGUAUGCAUGACAAUUAAAAACAAUGGUGGUUUCAAAGCAAUAUGUACCCUGGUGUGUUUGCCAUAUUCUAGAAUCCAGCUUAAAGUGCACCUGAUCUGUAUUUGCAUUUUGAUAUUAUUUAAUCUCUAUGUACAAUGUUUUGCAUGUAAUUUAUAGGGUUCUGGGGGAGGAAAAAAAAUACCUUUUUGAUUGAAUUGUCAACUAGCUUCUUCUAGGAAAAUUUGGAACUCAAAGCAUAAAUAAGGCUGUGAUUGGAAAGAAAAAGGGGGGGAACUACACAAAUGGGAAAAAAGGGGGGGGGAGAGAAGAUAAAAGUUUUGAAUCAAUAAAGCUUUUUGCUGUUGAGCAGAAAAAAAUGUGCGAGUGCAUCGAGAGAAUAAAACGUGCCCACACGUAA